Molecule: messenger RNA, 1260 nt
Organism: Trypanosoma conorhini
Lineage: Eukaryota; Euglenozoa; Kinetoplastea; Trypanosomatida; Trypanosomatidae
Exons: 1
Coding region: 1-1260 (419 amino acids)
Source: RefSeq, a predicted model, not a curated record
AUGUCGGAUCCGCAAGAGGGAAGUAUUUAUGCCCGUGUGGCAAUCCUCCAGUGGGCGGCAGAGAUUUUCCACAGGAAGUUCGGUGCCUUUGGUGACUUUUCGGCGAGCGACAUCGCGGUUCUUCUGCACGCCAUCUUUAACACCCCAAGUAGUGGCUGUGCAGGGGAAACGGCGGGGUCGCUUGUGGUCUCCCUGCACGACAUUCAGUUCUGCGAGAACCCUACACCCACGACACUGUUUCUCAACGCGAAGCGUGUGCUUUCGCUUGUGCAGACGCUUAGCUCCACCGCGGGUGAUGGCAGCAGCGAGAGGAACGCGGCGGACGGCUGCUGCGGCGUUGGCGGUUGCCGUCCGCCGUCACCGCCGGCGGUGGGCAACAUGACGGUCUCUGCGUGGAUGGAGGGUAAGGCAUUUGUGGAGGAGUUGAAGAUGUGGCGCUGGAUCCGUGCCGAGGCGUUUCGACGCGGGCUCGAGGUGGAGCAGUUGGAGCUCCGGGUGCAGGCCUUCCUGCGUGGCGCCGCGGAGUCCGGCAAGCCGCCACCACCACACGCAGUGACGGCAAUGGCAGCGGCGGGGCGGGCGUUGGGAGCUGGGGGCAGUCCCUCGGCUUUCGUGGUCGGAACAGCCGCCGCCGCACCAAGAAAGCGGUUACGCGGGGCAGAGGAGGGCGCCACGAACGCUUCCGAGGCCGCACCGCCCUCAGGCGUUGGUGGCGGCGAGCACGUGCGAGCGCUGGCUGCCGCAAACAUGUCAAUCGGGAGCGGGUUUGAGAGCGGCGUCAGAAACCACCUGCACACUGACGGUGUCGCCCAGUGCGCAGGAGGAGGUGGGGAGACGACCGGCGCUCCCCCGAGGCACGGUGACGCGCCGAGGGAAAUUCACGAGGACGCACUGACGCUGUCGCAUUUGACGUGUGACGGGGUUGCCCUCGCACCGAGGCUUCUCAGUGUCCUUGAGGAGGUAAAGAAGGAGCUUGAGGAGAGAAAGGUGGUGGCGGAAGCCGCGACUUCCGCCGCCAGCGGUGGAACGACGGGAGCAGCCACCGCGGAGCAGCGUGGAAGCGGGGCUCAUUUGAGUGAUGAAACGCGCGGCAGUGGGUGCCCACGCGUCGGGUGUUCAUCCUGCCCUGCGAUCUUCACAGCGGCGUUGCAGCAGAACUACAAAGCCAUUGAGCGACUAGAGGCGGCGCGAGGGAUGGCUGUUGCCGCGUGUCUCAGGAGGGAUGCGGCAGCCCUUUUAGAAGCCCUCUCAUUUCUUUGA